AUGGUGAAGCACAACUUUCUAAAUCUUAAGUCAACAUACACUCCAGCAGAGAUCAUGGAAGAAAUGAGAAACUUGUACAUAAUUAGAAUGAACUACAAAAAAGCAUAUAGAGCCAAAGAAAAAGCACUUAAGCUGGUAAGAGGUUCCUUGCGUGAAUCUUAUGCUAAAUUGCCAGCUUACCUAUACAUGGUAAACACAAUAAAUCCUAGAUCAUUCACAAGGCUACAUAAAACGGAGGACAAUCACUUUUUAUAUGCUUUUAUUGCGUUAAGCACAUCAAUUAGGGGCUGGAGAUAUUGUAUGCAUACCAUUGUUGUUGAUGGAACAUUUCUGAAAUCGGUAUACAAGGGAACAAUGAUGUCUGCUAGUGUACUGGAUGCAGCAGGCAUGUGCAUAGUAUCUGAUAGGCAUGACAACAUAUUAAAAGUUGUUGCACUUGUAUAUCCAAAUGUAGCUCACUAUAUAUGUAUCUACCAUUUAUGGAAUAACAUUAAGGGUAGAUUUAAGAAGAAUCAAAAGCAACUAAAGGGGAUCUUCUUUACAAUGGCCAGAACGUACAUAAAGGCAGACUUUGAUCGGCUUAUGGAAGACAUAAAGAAAAUCGAUAAUAGAGUGAAGGAGUAUCUGUUUGAUAUAGGUUAUGAAAAAUGGUCCAUAGCUCAUGCCCAUGUCAACAGGUCGAUGUUCAUCACUUCAAACAUAGCAGAGUCCUUAAAUUCAACAAAUAGAGAUGCAAGAGACUUGCCAAUUAAAUAA
Capsicum annuum is the source of this 756-nucleotide messenger RNA. RefSeq lists its product as uncharacterized. The coding region runs from base 1 to 756 and encodes 251 amino acids. The record is from RefSeq and is a predicted model, not a curated record. NCBI's taxonomy places the organism in Eukaryota, Viridiplantae, Streptophyta, Magnoliopsida, Solanales, Solanaceae. The transcript is spliced from 2 exons.